This is a messenger RNA of Plasmodium inui San Antonio 1, 4494 nucleotides long. RefSeq lists its product as hypothetical. Gene Ontology annotation, cellular component: cytoplasm. The transcript is spliced from 3 exons. Lineage: Eukaryota; Apicomplexa; Aconoidasida; Haemosporida; Plasmodiidae. Gene Ontology annotation, biological process: thiamine biosynthetic process. The record is from RefSeq and is a predicted model, not a curated record. Bases 1 to 4494 code for a protein of 1497 amino acids. Gene Ontology annotation, molecular function: thiamine-phosphate diphosphorylase activity.
AUGGGUGUUAACCAUGUGAAAGAUGCUAACCACAGGAAGGCUGCUAAGCACAUGAAGUAUGCUAACAAUAUGGAGAAUCCUACCCCCCUGCGGAAGCUGAACGACAUGCUCAAGUGCGACCCCGCGCAGAAACACAGGAGCAAAAACAAAGCACGCGAAAGGUACGCAGAGAGGGAAGUCAACAAGAAGUACCUGAACAGAACAAAACAGAUUGGCCGAAAAUACAUCGAGCAGGUGAUGACCGAGUGUGGCGCAGACGACAUUACAGAUGAUGACUGGGAGAGCUUCCGAAGAGGAGGAAUUCCAAAUGAAAUGAAACCAUCUCCAACUAUGAGAAAGGAAGAAAAAGAUUUCGAAUUCACCCCUGUGUCUAACGCAGAAAUAGACCCUGUGGCGUGCAAGGUGAAGGGAGGAAAUUUGUACGAAGGCAUAGCAGGUGUACUGAACCAAGUGGUAAUCGAAACGGUUAGCAAAACAGGGGAAUGUAUUUACGUGGAGAACUACACAUUUGAAGCGUACGUGAAGGAAAGGGAAAAGGUAGACAAACUGAAUUACCAAAGGGAGCAAACACAGGGGGAGGAGCAGCAGGACAACCGAUACGACUUGUACAUACGAAACAAUUUGUAUAACCAAUUCCAAAGAGAAAAACAUGAGACGUUAAUCAAUUUGGAUCACAAUAGGUAUAAUAUUAAUGCUAAUUUUUCGAAUUACAAACAUGUGGGGUGUGAAGAGAGGGAAUCAUCUCUUUGGGGAGGCACAGAAAGGGAUGGACCCUAUAUCGUUGCUGUUACUGAGGGGAAGAGGGGGAAAAGUGGCUCUCUUUGUCGUUCCCCUCUUACGCGUAGCGGUAGGGAUGAAACAGGUGCAAACACGUUCAUAGAAGGACCCUCUCCUCAUGUAAACAACAACACUGAGAAUCAAACAAUGAGAGAAGGAUACAUGUUCGAGUCCGAAAUGUACGAUAGUGAAAAUAUGAAACUGACACAAAAUAGUUUCAAGUGCAACAUUAGCGAUUUAAAAAAUGGGACCUAUGUUGUGACGUAUAACUUGGGAAAGUGCGGCUACUACUAUUUGUCUAUAUUUUGCAAAAAAAAGGCCGUUGCGAAUUCCCCCUACCUCAUUUGCAUAAAGCCGAACGUGGCGUACGCCCCAAACUGUGUGGUGUACAAAAGGGUCAGCGGUGGGAUGGUCUUCCCGGCGAUCAGAAGGGGGGCAGGGAAAAGAAAGCGGAAAUUACACACACGUGGAAGGUUCAGCCGCAUCUAUAACGAUUCGCUACGCGCAAACGAGUUUGAUUUGGCGGACUCCGAUGGUUGUGAAUCGGGCGGGGGUAGUAGUAGUGGCAGCGGGGGAGAAGAAGAAGAGGACGAAGAAGAGGACGAAGCAGAACAAGACGACGACGACGAAGACCCCCCCAUGCACAUUUUGAAAUACGACGCAGGAGGGGACCCUGGCGACCCUGUCGCCUCUUGCAGCGACCAUGACAGGCAGAAGCAGUAUGAUAAUUUCUUCAUCCAGAGCUACGACGCCUACGGGAAUGCCAUCUCCGAAGGAGGCGACUCCUUUGAGGCGCACGCCCUCGGAGGGGUUAAAAUCGUUAGGGUGAAUGACCUGCACAAUGGCUCCUAUGAAGUUAUAUACCGCUACGUAAGGCCAACCACUGCAGCAGAUGAAGAGGAAGGGACCAUCCCAUACAGACAAAUAAACGUGACGCUAAACGGAUGGCACGUGAAGGGCUCUCCCUUUAGAAUUGUCCACAAAAAGGACAAACAAGUGGGCUACUUACAAAGAAUAAGAAACUUACUACCCAUAGAUGAAGUGAACCUGCUGGACCCUCUACAGAGUCUGCUACGCAUAAUGCAGUCUUACCAAUACGUGAAGGAAAACUACCUCGAUGAGAAGCAAGAAAGGUAUUUUAUGCAAUUGAGUCCGUACUACGAGAAGGAAGAACUGAACAAAUUACUUCGAAAGGUGGACCCAAAUAUGGUAUCCCUCAUGUCGAUACCGUUGCGACAACAGAUACUUAAUCAUGUGAUGCAUAUAAAUAACGACAGAAAACUGAUCCAGUUGAAAGAGGUCCUCUUUAGAGAACUUUCCCUAACCCUGGGGACGAUGGUGAAAUGCGCAAAUAGCUACUUUGAUGAGCUGGAAAAAGACAAGGUGAGCCUUUUGCAAGACAGACGCAGACAAGAUGUGAGCAUCAGAGAAGCUAAUACGAUGUAUGAAUCUUUGAAGGACAAGAAUAUCCACUCGUUGCCUUUCGACUUUUCCAUUAAAGAUAUGAAAAUAUACGAACAGGAGUUGGCUCUUAAGAAAAAGGAGCUACUAGAGAAACAGACUAAGCUGAUAAACAGAUACAACUCCAUUAGAGGCAAGGAGAAGAAAUUUUACCAGGACAGGGAGGAGGUCACGAACCAGCUAACCCAGAAGUAUGAGCUGCAUCAGGCCAUAUACGAGCAUUCGCAGAGGGCUCUGAUUCACACCAACGGAGCCUUGAAGAAAAUCACCAUCAGCAAUAUUAAGCGAAACUGCUCCGCGGAACGCGGUGUUCUCGGCGGCAAGGUCGGCCCCCCUGAUGCGGACGCGGCAGGUACUCACCACAUUAUGAGCGCCGACAAAAUGGGCACCAGGCUUUACCGCAUGCUUCCUUCCCUGCGCGCGGAAAUGACGGACAGGUGCGCACCCCGCCGCGAAAGAGCAACCCAAGGGGAGGGGCUUCUAUACGAAGAAGGGAUGGAAAAGAUGAAGAAGAGUUCUAGUUUGCCUGGAUUGCUCGGCUUGCCCGACUGGCCCAGCCAGAGCCGCCGGAGCCGCCUGCCCCGCUUCCACUGCUUUUCCACGCGGAGCAGCUCGUCGGGGAAACAUGUCGACUACUCCCUGUACCUCGUGACGGACGACAAAUUCUUCGCGGAUAAGCAGAACGUGUGCCGCACGCUGAUUGGAAAGGUCCUGGAAGGAGUUCUUGGCGGAGUGGGGUUGGUGCAGUUGCGCCUGAAGAAGGCAGAUGACAGAUAUUUUUACAACGCAGCCGUAAGGAUGAAGCAGCUGCUAGGUAAAUACAAAGUACCACUAAUAAUAAACAACAGAAUCGAUAUCUGUCUAGGUGUAGACGCUGAUGGAGUGCAUGUGGGGAGGACAGACGUCCCCAUGAACGUCGCGAGGGACAUCCUAGGAGAAGACAAAAUCAUCGGGGCAACCAUAAACUUUAGCAAUGACGAGGACAUUCAGAUGGCCCUGAAUAGCCAUGUUGAUUACAUAGUGCAUGAACAUACGUUAUAUGAAUCCACGACGAAGCAAAUUGCAGCUUCGCAUCACGAGGGGUUGAAGCAACAAAUACGAAUGCUACAUUGUAGGAUAAAGCAUCUUCAAGAGACAGGAAAAAUUUACAAACCAACUUCAAACUCAGAGGCUCCACCUAUUAUCCUCAUUGGAGGCAUUAACACCAACAACAUUGAGGAAACUAUGACCCAUUUUUGUCACUCCUGUGCAGGGGUGGCAGUUGUGUCCAAUCUCAUUGGAGAGAAGUGCAAUUCCUUUUUCAACUCACUAAGGUUAAGGUUUGUAAUAGAUAAGAAUAAAAAAGGUUACAACGACGCGUUUGUGAAUCUGUGCGUGAGCUGUUUGCGUCAUGUUUUUUGGACCAACUUAGAGGGCGACAUGAAAGGGGCGCACACCACUUUGCUGGGGGGACCACCCAUGGAGACACCAGCGAGCGAGGAAAAAGCCGGCAACUUUCGAUUGGCUACAAAUAUGCACGUCAAAAGAAACGUUCUCCACUUUUUUGAAAAUAAUCUUGAUUUGAAAAUUGUGCAAUUAAAUCAGCCCAUUGUGUGUAGUUCCGCUGGGGGGGGCAACAUUUUCCUGUUUUGUUCGAGGCCCACGGGUGUAACGAGAGAAGCAGACGAAGCAGAUGAAGCAGAUGAAGCAACUGACGCAACCGAAGCAACCGAAACAGGGGAGGGUGGUUGCCUCCACGGUGAAGGCAAAAGAAUGCCCAUUUCGCACGACCCAUGUGUAACCAAGUGGAUUCAGCAAAAUAAAAAAAUUGCAAACGGGGUGUUCAUUCUUAUAGGCGCGGAUUUCUUAUCCCUAUUCCGAAAAUUUUUGGCGCCUGAUUUUUUCCACUUGAACAAUUUUGUUGUUAUCACGACGAGGGAACAAAGCAGCUGGGAGACGCUGCGGUGUGACCUCCGCGGGGUUUCCAUACAAUUCAGUAACAAUUUAAUCAAUGUCGCGUUGAAGAAUAUCCACGUGGACAGUGAGGCAGUGAACCGCUUUGCCAUUUUGCUCGCCUAUUUUUUAAUGGUGCAGGAGAAGAUGAAGCGGGUGUCUCCCCAGUUUUUAACCCAAAUUGUGGGGACCGAGGGAGAAGCAACCGCGGACGCAGGGGAAGAAGGAAGAAAGCUUCUCAAAUUAGCCUCUGCGGUGAACAUGUCGUUCGAGGUGCUUUCAAAUGAGCACACGGGCUUGGGGUUGGCGGCCUUCUCCACAUAG